CUGCGGGAGAGCCGCGAAACCGCCGCGGAGGGGGUGGAGCGGCACCAUGGAGGAGGAGGACGAGACUCCUCAGGGACAGCAGCAGUUGGGGAGGUGAGCGGCUCUCCGGCGGCAGGCAGCGCUCUGGGGGCGGGGGUCGCUGCCCCCGCGCCUCCCGUGGGCAGGGAGGGACUGAGCCGAGCCGAACCGAGCCGAGGCUCCUGUCCUGCGCCCGUCCGGAGCGGGAGCACCUGCCCGACCUUCCGCCGUCAAAGCCCAGCCGGGGAAGGGGAUCGGCAGUAGCGCGGCGCACCUGCUCCGAGCGCGGCGGCGGGGCUUGCUGGACAGGCGGCACCGGCGUCCCGCCGGUUCUCUUCAAACAGAUAUGGAUAAGAAAAUGGAUGAAGAGCAGCCUUUGACUCUGUGCAACCAGUACCCUAAAGAAGCAGUGAGAAAACGUCAGAAUUCAAGUCGAGGUUCCAGAGGCAGUGAUUCUUCCAGGGCCUCCAGGAAAAGCUUCAGGCUGGACUACAGAUUAGAAGAGGAUGUAACUAAAUCAAAGAGAGGCAAAGAUGGAAGAUUUGUCAACCCAUGGCCAACAUGGAAAUCACCAACCUUGCCAAAUAUUUUGAAAUGGUCCCUCAUGGAAAAAAAUAAUAGCAAUGUGCCAUGCUCAAAGCAGGAACUUGACAAAGAGCUUCCAGUGUUAAAACCUUACUUUGUUCAAAAGCCUGAACUUGCUGGGAAGACAGGAACUGGUAUGCGAGUCACGUGGCUGGGACAUGCCUCGGUGAUGGUGGAAAUGGAUGAACUUAUAUUUCUUACUGACCCAAUCUUUAGCCAGCGAGCUUCCCCUACCCAGCUGGUGGGCCCCAAGCGCUUCCGAGGACCUCCGUGCACAGUAGAGCAGCUCCCCAAAAUAGAUGCAGUCAUGAUCAGCCACACUCAUUACGAUCACUUGGACUACAACAGCGUGAUGAGUUUAAAUGCACGCUUUGGGAGCGAGCUGCGCUGGUUUGUGCCUCUGGGGCUCUUGGACUGGAUGCAGAGAUGCGGCUGUGAGAAUGUGAUUGAACUGGAUUGGUGGGAAGAGAACUGCGUCCCUGGUCACGAUGCAGUAACGUUUGUCUUCACCCCUUCUCAACAUUGGUGCAAAAGGACAGCGACGGAUGACAACAAGGUUCUUUGGGGCAGCUGGUCUGUCUUGGGACCUUGGAAUAGGUUUUUCUUUUCAGGAGACACUGGAUAUUGUGUUGCUUUUGAACAGAUAGGUAAAAGGUUUGGACCUUUUGAUCUUGCAGCCAUCCCCAUUGGAGCUUAUGAGCCAAGGUGGUUUAUGAAAUACCAGCAUGUGGAUCCUGAAGAAGCAGUAAGAAUCCAUAUUGAUGUUCAAGCAAAGAAGUCUGUAGCAAUUCACUGGGGGACCUUCGCUUUAGCAAAUGAGUAUUACUUGGAUCCUCCAGUUAAAUUGAAUGAAGCUCUGGAAAGAUAUGGCUUGAAAAAAGAUGACUUCUUUGUCUUAAACCAUGGAGAAUCACGGGACUUGAGUACAAAUGAUGGAUUUGAAUAAUGAAAGAGUAGCAGUUCCUUCUAAACCCUGUUUGAUUUGAACUAACAAUUAAUCAUGCAAGUAUUAAUAUGAUAUACUCACAAAGUAGAUAUUUUGGGGUGAAUUGGAAUUUUAGGUUUGUCAGUUUCAGAACUAAAACUUGCACACUGAUUUCAUGAUAAAUUUUACUAGUUACAUUGUCUAUAAAUUUUGAAAUGUGAUCUCAGAAAUGGUUAAUAUAUAAAGUAUUGUCUGGGAAUAACUUGCAGUUUCAACUUUUAUGUACAGCACUUAUAAAUUACUGGGUUUUUUUUAAAGCUCUUCUUGCCUGCAGCAGCAAUAAUAACCUCAGUGCAAGACAUAAUCUUAGAAUUAAUGGCUAAUUUGAAUUAGCCAUUGUUAGAAUGUCAUCUCCCACUUGUUCGUCAUUAAUCUUCAGGCUAUGCCCUGUACCUCGAUAGCUUCACCGUAUGUCUUGUGGGGUGGAGUCUUCCAAUACAGCUGAGUUGUUAAAGCACAAGCACAGUAAAAGAAUUAUUUUACUGACUGCUUCUACAUUUUCAUAUAUUGACAAACCACAAAAGCUGAAUUUUACAAUGAUCUAAAGCAAUGUGCCUUUUAAAUAGAAAAAGAAUUUAAUAUUGCAUCAUUGAUGUGUAAAACUUACUGCUGGCCAGAGUAUCUGCACACUUGCAUUGUUUUGUCAGUGUUUUAGAGUUGCGCCUGAAUGUGUCUAAAAUAACUUUAUUGUUAAAGGCAGAACAUGAAAUGGAAGAAUCCCUUAAUGGCAUUUGUCUUUACAUUGACUCAGCCUGUUACUAAGUACUGUUUAAAGUGAAAAGUUUAAAGCAAGGGCUGUGGUACUACUUUUUCUUAUAGCUUCCCUAUAAUUUUAAAGUUGAACGAGAGAUUACAACAUUGUUCAGUAUUGUGAGACUUGGCUAAAUAUAUCUGUAUCAAACUGCCAUGCUAAUCUACAAAAUUAAAGCCUACUGAUGCCAAUAAAAAGGGUUGUUAUUCUCCUUCAUAAUUCAUUGGCAAAUCUGGUUUUUGUUGUUCACGAUUUGGUGUGGUGUAUGGGAUAGGUGUAUUUUUUUAGUUUGCUCUUGCUGUGCGUUACAUUUUAUGUUCACACUCCAUGAAGAUAAAAAGACACAUUAUUUCCCUGCAAUUUCGAGACAUGAACUUCUGGCAACUAAUUAAAACCGGUUAAUGAGAUUUCAUGCUAGGAGCAAACAGAAGUAAUCUUUUAGCAGUUGGCAGUUAUCUUUUAGAAGUCUAUAUCGAGGAGUCUAAAGUCUCACAAAUCUUAAUACCAACAAAGAACAGCACAAAGAGGCAAAGAUCAGUUAGCCCAAGCUGAUGCUGAGGAAGAGUUCUGGAACAGAGGAUUGCACUUACAUGUAAGGAAAAGUACCUUAUAUUCCUUUGGUGGGAUUCAUAGUUGAGCAACAUCAAGACUUUUUUUUUUUUAAAGAAGUAAUUCUAGACAGUCUAGAUGUAUUCACCAGAAUUUGUUCAAACCUAAUUUAAAACUCCCCACAGUCAUUCUGUGUUGAUCUUGGGAGGGUAUUUCAGAUGCAGGCCUCUAUCAGGCCUUAUAUUUACACAAUAGCUUCAAUAAUGAUUUGAAGAAUAUAAAAUGCAUAUUACAUGUGGAGGACACCAAGCUGCAGAAUGUUUUGAGGACUUUGAAGGACAUGGUUAAAACUGAAAUUGUUGGGGUGGGGGUUUUUUUUGUUGUUUUUAAAAUCAUCUGUAGACUAUUCUGUAAAAUUGUGUACUUUCAAAAAAAAGAAUUAAAAUAAACCACAAAACACCAAGAUAAGCAGCCACAUAGCAGAGAAGUGCUCACUAAAUACCAGUCAUGGCACAUGGGUUGUUUUGGAUCCAUUAAUUCACAGAAUUUGUAUCAAGUGACUUAUGCUUCGUUUGGUGCUGAUAAGAUUCCAUCCAGAGUGGGGGAUAAAGAAAAUGGCACACUCACAUGAAGACACUUUGGAGAGUCUUGUGCCAUUUCAAAACAUCUCAACAGCAUUGUUUUAUGAAGAAAGUGUUUAAAGUAGGUCUUUCUAGAACAGGAAAAGACAACUGAAAAAAUACUGUAACAGGCUUUCAUGUAUUUUUAGAAAGGAGAACAAUGGUCAUUUAUUUCUGUCAGCUAUCAAAGCAAAGGGUAAAAAGAUGAUAUAUUGAAAACUUAUUUUUAGGUUGGAGAACAUGGAGAGGGACACCUAGACAUCUCUGUUGCUGAGCUGAAGAAAAACGUGUAUAUCACAUAUACCUAGAACAGACUCAGCUCUUGUCAGAAGAGAAAGGUGGGAUUGGUAAAUUUUGCUGUCUGGCCUAGCCCUUAUUUUUCUCUGUUUUAUACAGAAGGGAAAAAACCCCAUAAAUAUACAAAAAUAUAUCAAAGCAUUAAGUGACUGUAAUGCAACUUAUUACAAAAUGAACAAUGUUUUGGGUGCAGUGGGAAGGACAAAGGGAAGAAGAGUGUUAAUGCAGCCAUUGCCAGGGUUCCGACUGGGAAUCAUGCCAACUCCUAUUUCUACCCUCGCUGUAUUCCUGAUGAGGUAAAACUACCUAUGCAGAUAAAUUAGAUAUGUGUAGCUUUACCCCUGUAUUGAUCAGGGCAUAGAUAUGUUGUAUUUUCAAGGUCACAUCUUUCUUGCAGUUUUAGCUAUUUGCAAAGUCACCUACUGAAAAUAAUGAAAAUAUCUACUAAAUUGGAGAGAUGCUCAUUAAGAGCAGAGUGGGUAUAAUAACUUAGAUAAACUGGCUGGUAGCAGUUUAGGUAAUAAAGCUCUCUUAAAAAUGGUACACGGUACAAAACCUGUUUUCUGGCCUUUACAUCUGACACUUUUGUGAUGUGUUCAGGAAGUUUGAGCAGUCUUGGUUGAGUAUGAAGUCUUUUCACGUAUGUUCAUUUUUCAUUGUAUGUCCAUCAGUGAAACUUCCUUUAGGUCCUUUUACAAUGAUGGUUUUGUGUGUUCUACUUCAUUUUAAAUUAAAGCUGGAUUGCUGUCUAAAACUUUAUAGGGGCUACCUCAACAGAAGCACUUACUCUGAUGAUGUUCCAGUUGCAGAGAAAAAGGAAUAAAGCUCACCCAGGAAAGAAGGCUCGAGGGGAGAAGCUUUUGUAAAACUGUGUGAUACUUACGGCUCUUGUAGGCAUUUUUAUCACGAUGAGAAUGUUGAAUUGCAAUUGCAGAUAAUCUUUGACUCAAAAUAUUUUGAAAAAUAUGUAUGCUUUCCUUAAAGUGACAAUUGGUUGUGGUCAGCUGCACUGCACUUUGGCUAAAUGGAAUGGAUAUGCUAAGCAUCUCAGAAUGCAGCUUUGGAACAUAUUGUGUGCAGCUAAGGUGAAAAAAACAUGGGCUGAGUAACUUUAAUAUGUAGUUUUCAUGGAAAAUAUUAAUUCUGUAGGAAGCCAAUGCUAGUUUGAUCUUUAAUGCACUAUUCUAAUAGAGGUGUUUGCUCAACAGCUGUAAAUAUUUAAGGCAACAACAAUUCAUGAUGACACUGAGAAUAUUUCAAUUCACUUUAUUCGUCCAUUUAAAGUGUUCACUGUACAUAUGAAAGUUUCUGUGUUUUAAACUAUUCCUCCUUUGUGUACACUUACCAGCUGUACGGUGGUUUCUCAGUACUAAUGAAGUUAUUGCUUUUAUUUUGCUCUGAAAAAAACAAUCCAUUAGACUCUUUGUAUUAAAUACAUUGCAUUCUUUGUAGUACCUGAUUUCUGUCCAAUACGGCAGUAUUUGGGGGGUUGCUUUACAGUUCACUUGCUGUGGGUUUUGUAGUACAGCAUUCCUCAGACUGGAUAUUUUCAUCAGGUCAGUCUAGUUUUUUUAAAAAUAAGUUACUAUUGUGUUAAUAUUCUCACAACUUGCUCUUUCACCUCUGUAUCAGGGUGAUGCAACAGAGAUGCCAAUUUCUG
This is a messenger RNA of Colius striatus (speckled mousebird), 5465 nucleotides long. It is a transcript of the gene NAPEPLD, whose product is annotated as N-acyl phosphatidylethanolamine phospholipase D. The transcript is spliced from 5 exons. The record is from RefSeq and is a predicted model, not a curated record. Gene Ontology annotation, molecular function: zinc ion binding; N-acylphosphatidylethanolamine-specific phospholipase D activity. Gene Ontology annotation, cellular component: membrane-bounded organelle; cytoplasm. Lineage: Eukaryota; Metazoa; Chordata; Aves; Coliiformes; Coliidae. Gene Ontology annotation, biological process: N-acylethanolamine metabolic process; N-acylphosphatidylethanolamine metabolic process. Bases 365 to 1549 code for a protein of 394 amino acids.